CAUCAUGUCGAGCUGCUACUCCUGGGGGAGCAUCGGCUUCAACCCAGUAGUGCCCAUUCACAGAUUCUUCCAGGCUGCUCUGGGGUUGCAUUGUCCCGUGCACAGUGUUUUAUUAACCAUCCUGCUUAAUUUUAUAAAGUCCUCACCCUGGCUGUGGAGUGAGGAGCUGGGACUGGUGAGGGGUGGUGGAGCAGAAGGGAACUGGCCUUGUCCUCCCACCCAGCCCAGGGACCGUGUGCCCGGGGCUCCAGGCACUCCUUGACCAGCGUUUGCCUGCACGGCGCAGGGAAGCCAUCCCUUGGUGGGGGGAACCAUCCCUCAGGGGGGCUUGUGGGGGCCCGGUGCCAUGCGGGGCCUGCUGCUCUGCGGGGGCUGGCUGCUGGCCACCAGCUACCUGGUGGGGGCCACGGGCAGCUGCCAGCAGCGGUGCUGCCCGGGCAGGAAAUGCUGGGCCCCGGGCGCCCACCGGGCUCGCUGCUACUGCGAGAGGACAGGCGACUGCUGCGAGGACUACCAGGCUGCGUGCCCCCGCAGCAGUGACGUGGGCUGCGCGCUGGGGUCCUGGGGGCCGUGGAGUGGGUGCAGCUCCCCGUGCGGGGCCGGCAGCGAGCGCCCCUGGCACAGAGGGAAGCCCUGUCCCGACCUCAAGCAGUGCCGCGGGUGCCCGGGGGAGCACCCGACCUGCGGGACGGCCGAAGGUAACGCGGAUCCCACGGGGAUGCCCACCUCCCUCGGGUGUGACCCAUCCCUGGUGCUGCCAUCCCGGGGGGGCCUCUACCACGGCUAUUUCCGCCUGAUGCAGGUUAUUCAUGGCACACCUCAGCUCUUGAUGGCUUUCCCUUCCAGGACGUCUUGGGUGGCUGCCUCUGUGGUGGGGUGCCAGGGCUCAUGGGUGCAGGAGGGGCUGCAGGAGGGUUGUGUCUGCUCCCCACCAGCUCUCAUCUUCGUGUAGCAUCCCUCCUGGGAAGGUGAGCUGAGCCUCCCCAUGCCACUGCUCCUUGCUGGGGAGGUGGGGAAUUAAAUAAAAAUGUGGCGUCUUUUAUAAUUUCACCCUUCUGCAGGCUUGCUGCUUGUCCUUGGAGCUGACUUCCCACGUUUUCCAUUAUUUUUUUGAAGAACGGGAAGAAACGCCUGCUUGUAAAGAUUAAAAGUAAGGGAAUUGCGAAAGUAUGAUGAUUAAUGGUGGAAGAACAUCAUGCUGUGGUUAAAUCUGGGUGAGAAGAUGAUGCGAUGGUGACAUGGGAGGACAAUGCAAUGACGUCAUGCUCUGCUGUAACGUCGCACCAAGCAAUAAGCUGCCAUUGGUGAGCAACACGAGGACGGAGCCAGCAUCCUUCCUCUGCGCGAUCGGGCUGGCCUGACCGCAGGGAACUGUUGGGUGAGCCAUGAAGGGCGGCUUGGCUGCAUGCUGUGGUUUGCAGAGAGAAAUUAAGCGUAAGCACCCGAGUUCUGCAC
Molecule: messenger RNA, 1455 nt
Organism: Tyto alba (common barn owl)
Lineage: Eukaryota; Metazoa; Chordata; Aves; Strigiformes; Tytonidae
Product: SCO-spondin-like
Source: RefSeq, a predicted model, not a curated record